ACCACAAGAGUGUUUAUAACAGUGGCGCUGUCAUUUUUUCUUGGGAGUUCAUAUCGUCACGUGUUCGGUGUACGGGCGCGGGGUUCCAACAUGGCGGAGAAGCGCUCCAAUCAAGCGGCGCGCUGGCACAUAGAAGUCAUUUGGGCGGUUUACACAGCAUCGCGUGCGAACUCACCGCUUGUCGUGACAGCGGGACAGAUGCUUCUCAGGCAAAUGCUGCCUUCAGUGCGGGGAGCGUGGACGCGCCACGGCGCAUGCUCUCCUACCUCUCCCGAGCGGAGGAUGAGGAGCAGCGCCUCGCUCCACAACGAUACUGCUGUUAACAUGCGUGGCUGGGCCUCUGUGCGUGCAGCUCUGUGAGGAGGGGUGCUGAGGUCAUUGUGUCUGCAGGGGAUCUCAUGAUGGAAAAGGAAGAGGAGGGGGAGUCCAGUGGCAACAACCAUAAGACUCAAGUCAUACUGCACCUGCAGCCCAUCUUGCACGGGGCAAAUUAUGACAAUGCAGAUACAAGCAGUACAGUCUUGGCCAUAGAGACACAACAUGAAGACAGCAAAUCAGAGGGAGACAGUGUGGAAUAUGGCUACCCCAUCACUUGUGGAGAAAGCAGAGCUGUUUUACUCUUUAAGAAGUUUGUGUGCCCUGGAAUCAAUGUUAGAUGCGUGAAAUUUAACGACCAGCUUAUCAGUCCUAAGCAGUUUGUACACCUGGCAGGGAAAGCCACUCUCAAGGACUGGAAAAGGGCCAUCAGACUGGGCGGGGUUAUGCUCAGGAAAAUGAUGGACUCCGGCCAGAUAGAUUUUUACCAGCAUGACACGGUGUGCAGCAACACGUGCCGCAGCACCAAGUUUGACAUGCUGAUCAACAGCACGCAGGUUCCUCCGGGGACCUCAGUGCAGCCCAACCCCUCAUGUUUGACUCUGGAGCCUCUUGGAGGACAGGUGCCUCCCCUGACAGGAGAUGUUGUACAUGAUUCAACUGACAUCGAGGAGUCUUUGGAGGAUAAGUUUGGAGGAGAGUGGAAAACGGCAAACAUCACCACAGCCAAUGGACAUGCAAAGAGGAAGAGGACCGAUACACCUGAUGCCAUAUUGAGCCUGUGGAAGGGUGUGGCAGAGUGCGGACUGAUGGGGGGUGUCCUCGCCGGUCUCCAGACGCAGUUAUUGGCUACUCUGAAGGGACUUGAGGUUCGCACCGAGACGGAGUUGCAGGAAACGGAUGCCAUCAUAUUAAAUUCCCUGUGUGAGAUGUUUGGCCUCUUAGACUCAGUGAAGCAAGUGCUGGAGCAGAGAUGCAGCCAGCGGGAUGACAGCAAAGAUGAAAGCGUUUAUGCACUGGGGGAUCUGUCAAAGGAAAGAAGGAAGCAGGCUUGUAUUAAAAACCCAUCCUACAAAACUGCAGCCCACAAGCACCUUCGACCCCAACGACACCCGCCAUCCAAUGUCAGCAACACUGUGAUCCAGCCUCUCUCUCUCGUGGGCUUACCCGCACCGCCGCACACUCAUCCACCCUCCAUCAACCCUACGCAUGUCGGCCACUUCCUCGCGCAAAGGGGACUGCGCGGUAAGGGCCAAGAGAGGGCGCGGGCGCUCUGCCAGUCUGACAAAGCGGGGAACGUGCACAGGCCCGGACAAGGACUAACCUUGGGGACACGCCAAGAUCUUGGACAGAGGGGGUGCACGCUUCAGCCUCAGCUAGCAAGCGAGGAGGUAAAUGAGGGAGAGACCUUGCGUGACUUUCAAAAGGUGGCUUUGGGGAGGAAGGGGUUGAAAAAACUCAAAAGUAAAUGAAACCAAGAUAUUCCCAAAGUCUAAAGCAAAUUACUUUCUAUGUUUCCCCUCGUGUAAAAGUAGUCGGGGAAGUGUGGAAAAAUGCCACAUUUCUGACAAUAUUUGUAUUGAAAAAUUAUUUUGUGAGUGAUUGUAUAAGUGUUGAGUUUUUUAUGACGCUAAUUUUUAAACACCUCACUCAGGCUUGUAUUUAGUCACAAUAUGUGCAAUAAUGCGUAAAGAUGCUGCACAAUAAAAGCAAGUUGUUAUGAAAGUUGUAAGACUAGAUCCAUGCUUGUUAUUGGGCAGACAUAGGCUCUAUGCACUGAAGAAUAAUCAGACCUUUUUAAAGCUUCAGCAUAAAUGAAAAAAUCUUUUACAAUAGAAAAAAUCUGAUCUAUAUUGUGUCAAAGCGUUGUUUUGUUUCUAAAUAAAGACCCUGUAUGAUUUAUGAAACAUAUUUUAAUAAAUCACUUCAUGCUUAAAGCUAUAUUUGUUUUAAAUGCUAAUGUCCCUCGGUUAAUGCUCCACUGGUGCAGUCUCAAUAUUUUCCACCAUUGCUGCUAUUAUUUGGUAGUUUAGAGGGUAAAUCAAUAAGAAAUUAUAUCUGCAAAGCUGCCCUUUGGGUAUUGACCUUUCAAACAUGCUGGAUUUGAGGUCACACACACAAAUCACUGCGUUUUUUUGUUCAUUAGUGCAGUACGUCGUGUGAUGGAUGACCAAUAGUAUACUCUCUUAGCUUGUUGUUCAUCAAUGCAUGUCAUCUCAUGCGUGAACACGAUUGCAGCUGUUAAAAAGCGAGGAUUUAAUCACUAUGCAGCUUUUCAUAUCCACACUUUUGAAUCCAUACACAGUGAGACCUCUAAUAUCAAACAGGUAUAAUUUGGAGUAAAACAGUU
Molecule: messenger RNA, 2665 nt
Organism: Entelurus aequoreus (snake pipefish)
Lineage: Eukaryota; Metazoa; Chordata; Actinopteri; Syngnathiformes; Syngnathidae
Product: glucocorticoid modulatory element-binding protein 1-like
Exons: 10
Coding region: 399-1787 (462 amino acids)
Biological process (GO): positive regulation of transcription by RNA polymerase II
Cellular component (GO): nucleus
Molecular function (GO): RNA polymerase II cis-regulatory region sequence-specific DNA binding; DNA-binding transcription activator activity, RNA polymerase II-specific
Source: RefSeq, a predicted model, not a curated record